This is a messenger RNA of Lolium rigidum, 1473 nucleotides long. RefSeq names its product U-box domain-containing protein 19-like. Gene Ontology annotation, molecular function: protein binding; ubiquitin-protein transferase activity. Lineage: Eukaryota; Viridiplantae; Streptophyta; Magnoliopsida; Poales; Poaceae. The annotation marks the transcript as partial. The transcript has a single exon. Gene Ontology annotation, cellular component: nucleus; cytoplasm. Gene Ontology annotation, biological process: protein ubiquitination. The record is from RefSeq and is a predicted model, not a curated record.
AUGCCGCCGCACGACCGUAAGGCGCCACCGGCUCGCCGGAUGCUGGCGCUGCCGGCGGUGUGCCCGUGCGAGGCCAUCUCCCCGGGGACGCUGCUGACGUCGCUCCUCGCCCUCGCGGCCGACGUGGCCAGCCGUGACGCCGGGGCGUUCCCCGUGCUCCGGCGAGGGGCCGGCGAGGCCCUGCGCAUCACACGCGUCCUCCUCGCCUUCCUCGAGGAGCUCCAGGAGGCGUCGGCCGCCGCGCCGCUCCCAGGCGCCGCGGUGCUCGGCCUGUCCGAGCUGCACGUGGCGAUGCAGAAGCUUCGGCUCCUGCUCGCGGACUGCGCGAGGCGAGGCGCGAGGCUGUGGGUGCUGAUGAACGCCGACCUGGUCGCCUCCGAGCUCCGGUUCGUCCUCGGCUCCGUCGCCACGGCGAUGGACGUGCUGCCGGCGGAGGUGGCCGGGGCGUCCGCCGAGGCCAGGGAGCUCGCGAGGCUUGUGUCCGACCAGGCGUGGCGCGCGGCGGUGGGGCCCGACGCGGACGACGGCCGCGCCGCGUGGAGCGUGCGCUCCAUGCUCGCCAAGUUCAGGACCAGCGCCGCGCCGCACGCCGAGGACGCCAGGAUGGUGCUCGGCCGCGUCGGCAUCACGACCUGGUGGGACUGCGCCGAGGAGGUGGCGUUCCUGGAGGCCGAGAUGCUGGAUCGCUUGGAGGACGGCCGCGAGAACGAGAACGACCUCGUGCUCAUCAGCGGCCUAAUGGCGUUCCUGGUGUACUGUCGCGUCGUCUUGUUCGACCGCGUUGAUGCCAAGAAGAAGGCUGACGCGACCGCGCCCGAGCCGACGCCGGCAGCGAGCUGCACGCCGUGGACGCCCAGCCAGGAGGCGCUGCUGUGCCCGAUCACUCUGGAGCUGAUGACCGACCCGGUGACCGUGACCACGGGCCAGACGUACGACCGGACAUCCAUCAAACGGUGGGUCAAGAGCGGGUGCCGGACGUGCCCUGUCACCGGCGAGAAGCUCCGCAGCGCGCACUUCGUGCCGAACGUGGCGGUGCGCGGCAUCGUCGAGCAGCUGCUCCUCCGCAAGGGGACGUCGCUCCACGAGCAGCCGAGCAGCAAGCACCGGUCCGCGGUGGACAAGACCGUCGCGGCGUUCGGCCCGGCGGCGGCCGGCGGCGUGCGCGUCGCCGUGUCCUGCCUAAUCGCGAGGCUCUCAAGGGGCGCGCCGGAGGAGCAGAAGAAGGCGGCGUACGAGGUGCGGAAGCUGGCGAAGCGCAACGUGUUCCACCGCGCGUGCCUCGUGGAGGCCGACGCCGUGCCGUGGCUGCUCCACCUGCUCUCCUCCGCGGACGCGUCCGUCCAGGACAACGCCGUCGCCAGCCUGCUGAACCUGUCGAAGCACGCGGCCGGGCGGCGCGCGCUCGUGGAGGCCGGCGGGCUGAGCCUCGUCGUGGACGCCGUCAACGUCGCGGCCAAGGUGGAGGCGCAGCAG